GUUCGCAGUGUCGAUGCGACGGGCGGAGAGUGAUAGUGAAAGUAUUAUUAAAUAAUAAUUAUUAAUAAUUAAUUAAUAGUGUUGGUCAACAAAGAAUCGUGUUAAUGAAUCCAAAAUGCUGAUCUGGCCCAUAUUUCUUCUUUUUGUGACAUCAACGUCGUGUUCUUCAACUGGCCUUCAGCUUCUCUUCCCUGCCCAUCGCCAGUACAUCUUCCUCAUCAAGACCACCGUAUCAACGGGAUUGGAAGCCAGCGAGACCUACUGGUCUUUAGACGGGAAGCUGUCUGUUCUGGUGGAGAAUAACUUCACCAGGGCAAGGUUUCAGCUGGAGGACUUAGAGGCAUCUGCGUACAGUGGAGGAAACAACUACUAUAACAAGUCCCUUGAAGCCGAGAAAUAUUUGACGGAGCCAUGGGAGGUGGACUUUUAUGAAAGCGGAUCAAUCGAUUCAAUAUAUUUGGGUUCAGAGCCAGUUUGGUCAAAAAACGUGAAGAGGGCUCUGGCACUGAACUUCCAAGUGACCAAAAAGCCAGGCACAUAUAAAAUCAGUGAGCCUUGCCUCUACAAUCUGUGUCACGUAGUUUACACGACCAAUGGAAACAGUCUGAAGAAAUACACGAACCAAAGAGUUGUCUCCAUCGGAACUGAGUACUAUUGGACCACAAUACCAACAGCUCUGGACUAUAUAGGUCGAGGAUAUCCGGAAUCUAUGGCGUUGAGUGAACGAGUGUACGACAUAGAUGAAGUGAAGGGACUACUAAGCUUGGAGCUAAAGGGAACAUUCCAAUACAGAACCUAUGAUAAUCUCCUCAGCACUGUUACUUCACUUUCCUUGUAUUACGAGUCACACCGCCCCAUGCCUGACGUUCAUGAACUGGAUUUGAACCGAACGUCCAUCAUGUACGAGACCAGUGACUCCAGCAACCCAUCCAACGGCAUCAGGGAGUACAGUCAGGAAUAUUUGAAGAAUAAGACUUACAGGAUCCUUCUAAAAAUUGCGACUGAAGGCAUCGACGCUGAGAAUAUAGUUAGGAACGCCACGUUAAUACAUAAUGUGGAUUUCGCCAUUUUGUUGAACACAAUGUCUCAGCUGGACUACGAACACCUGGUGCUCCUGUUCGAGAACCUGAUCCUUGGUACAAGUUACGACAUCGAGACUUCAAGAAACAUAUUCCUGGAGAUGGUACCUCACGUGAAGACGCACGCAUGCGCUAGGUUCAUCAAGUACUUGGUUAUUGAGAAGAAGGAUAAAAUAGAAGACGCCGCAAUCAUAGCUUUGAUACGGAAGAUUCCAUUUAACAUAGCGAAAUUCAACCAAUCUUUGCUUGAGGAGCUGGAGGUCUUCACUAAACUGGGCCUGGACUUCAGUCCAGAGAUCAGGAGAGCUGGUAUCCUGAGCUUCGCGACACUUGUCCAGAAGACUCAGUACACCCACAAUCAGGCCAGCUGUUGCACCAAUUAUUUGGACUACAUCGUUGUCAAGUAUUUCAGGAUGUACAGCGACUGCCCUCAAUAUAUUGACCGUCUGAUCUGGCUACAAGGUCUUUGCAACAUAGGGUACGCAGCCCAGGCGUAUACCAACGUGAUAUACGGAGAUACCACGAAGAAUCUUUACGAGAGAUUGUGGGCGGCGUUCAGCAGUAGACCUGAAGGUUUCUACGAGAUUCCUUUCGAGGUCCUGAAAAUCAACCUUCCGAUCCUGACAAACCAGACUGAACACGUCCAGCUUCGUAUCGUCGCAAUCCAAAACAUCCUCGCCUCUUCCACCAUCACAGAGAGCGACUUCCUCUUCGUCCAUAACUACAUCAAGAAUUCAACUGACAGCCAACUGAAGAGUUUCUGGUAUUCCAGUAUUCUGAGCAUCAGAGAUUCCAAGAGUUUCGGAGGCUAUAGAACAGCUUCAUCAUACAUACCUUUCAUCAUCAAUGACAUACCAGCUCCGAGCAGCGUCUAUUGGGCCACGAACAACAAGAUCGUCACUGACGGUGAUGCGUCACUGCAGCUGAUCUCGAUCGGUGAUGAGACGAUGAUGCCGUGGUUUGUGUCCUUGAAGGUGUCCACGGGGGGGCUCAGACCUUACCAGGCAGCGGUAUACCUCGUCGGGCGAGGAGUGUCAGCUGAUUUGUACAAAGAGUUCAAAGACAUCGACACGGAAGCUAUGAAGAUUGAUGAACUGAUCAGUGUUUUGCAGAAAAUGUCAGCGUGGGGACGUAAACAAGUGGAUGAUGUCCACAUCGACGUGAUCGUCAAAGUACUAGAUAUGACUGUGUACGCGACGCAUUUAAAUCAGACGAGAAAAUACUUUGUUGAUGCUAUGUACUCCGCCCUGGAGUUCCUUCGUCUCGGGAGCCACAUCAACCAGCAAUUAAUACAAGUACCGUCUCAGAUGGAAGUCCAUUUGCCGAGUGUUCUGGGAGUACCAAUAAGGUUGCAUACUACAAGCAUGUCCUUCGCAUCGAUACGUGGAAAUCUUUCAGCUUCGGAGAAUUUACUCAUCAGAAAUGAUUUGCAUUUACGAUACCAAGGCAUAGCUCUCACUUCGCUGUCCACUGAUGGCAUUCUUCUUCAGACUGAGCACGUCGCUCGCAUACAAAGCUCAGUGGUUGCUCAUCUGCCGAUGAAGUUCAAUGUCUCUUUAGGAUUAGAAAAUACCCAAGACAUGGUCAGCUCUUUCCACUCCAAAAAAGGCGGGAUAGCAAUGCACACGAGGAAAGAGAUCGCAUUAAUCACUGAAGACGCCCAGCACGUAAAGACAGUGGGAGGAGAAAAGAAAUGGGGUGGAGCUACAGGAUAUUUCUCUGACUGCAUACAUAACAGCUCUGUUGUCAGUUUAUUAGACAAAAUUUUUGGAAUCAAAGUUAAAGGAGAUGUAAGUUUCCUCGACCCGCUUCACAAACUGUGGUACUUUCUAAAGAACAUGCUUCUGUCCAACGUCCUGACGACCGAAUCCUGUGGUCUGCUGUUGCCAAUAGAGAAUGAUGAUGUGGAAAAGGUGAUAACCCUGAGGUUGAAGGCGUCUCGUCAUGAUUAUGAUGAAUUCGACCUUGAGCUGGUGCCAGAAAUCUGGUAUUACAGUGCCGAUACACCGGCAGAAUCUUACUUGAAAUCGGUGACGACUAUUCAUUUGAAAAUAACAAAAACAUUAUUCAACGUAUCGAUUUUUGUUGAUAACGACGGUUACGAUGUAAACGAUUUUGAAUAUCCGAAAGAUUUGAAGUUAAACUUCAGUCACAUAGUCGACUACCACCCGAUGAUAGACCAAGACAUAUCCAGUGUCUCGCUUAAAUACAACGGCACUACAUCAAUGGUAUACUACAGCAAAAGUGAGCCAUACAAACAGACAAAAAGAUUUGAUGUAAAAUUCCAAUUCGCACAAGCUAAAGUAUCACGCAACUGGGAGAAGAGUUUGAGUCUUGAUUUCGUAAAAGACGACAAGAUGCCGAAACUGGUGAACAAUAUAGCUGAGUUCCUCAGCUCGCUAAUACCAGACGCAUUACUGGAUAAAUUCAUGGAGAUCGAGAGGCUUUACGCGUAUGGGCCGCUUCGUUCUAUAACUGUCAAGCAAACGGAUUCCGGAUAUACGACUAUAAGUGCUAAUGAUAAAAAUGUUUCGGAGUUUAGUACGUUUGAAUCAAACACAUUUCAAUAUCUGGAUAGUCUGUCUACAGUGCAAAGGUUGAAGAAAAUUGGACUGUAUAAGGAAUGCCGUGUUCAAGAAUCUACAGUGAACACAUUACACGGCACUGUCGAGAGAGUCGAGAAACAGGAAUGUCCGCAAAGCGUCGUGUUGGCAGACUGCACCGCUGUACCUAAGUUUGCAAUAACGAGACUUAAAGAUGGCGGAUAUAGGUUUUACCACGGCGGAGUUUACGUGGAUUUGACUGAGGAACACAAUAAGAAUAGUGAUGGGCCAACAUAUCAUAAUAACACAGGAUAUUUUGAUAUCCAAAAACAAGGUGACCUCACAGCAGUGUCCUCAGCAUGGAAUGUCCAAGUGUACUACACGAGAUAUGAACUAAUUAUAUUAAUGCCUAGCGUUUUUAUGAGCGACGUAUGCGGCGAAUGUAUGAGUGACACAGCCCGUGUGGAAUGUUAAUCUUAGACUUUAUCUACUUAGAAUUAGAGUUGAAAUACGUCUGUGACGUAAGAGGCAUAGAGUUAAUUUUAAAGAUCCAUAGAGUAACUACAACCUUUGUAAGGACUAGUUUAACGAUGUUUAAGAGGGCGUGGGUUUAGCCUUAGACACGAGAUCCAGCAAGUAGCCGCCGGAGGAUAGCGAGCUGCUUAACUUGGUGAGCGUUGAAGCAGACCAAAGGCGAAGGCACGGGGCUUAUAUAGAGCUCCGGGCAUGACGUCACAAGUUCCUUUCUUUAGGUAUUGAAAUAAAAGGAGCAAUAUUGAUAUUUGAUCUGGUUUGUAGUCCCAGUUGCCUCCUCACCACUCUGGAGAGGAGCCCGGGGUGCGCCUUGGACCAUGGACCCUGGAUUGGGUGAGUCAGGUUUGUACACGAAGCGACUCCCGUCCGACCUCCGCAACCUUUGCAGGGGAUCCUAACCCGUGUUGGAUCGGUCAUGGUUACACAUCCAGUUGCCUGAAUGUGCAGGUUUCCUCGCGAUGUUUUCCCUCACCGUAAGAGCAUCGGUUAGUUAUCAAACUAUUGUGCUUAUAGUGAAACUCUGUCCGCCUUUUUUCAACGACAUAAU
Molecule: messenger RNA, 4703 nt
Organism: Amyelois transitella
Lineage: Eukaryota; Metazoa; Arthropoda; Insecta; Lepidoptera; Pyralidae
Gene: cv-d
Exons: 30
Coding region: 116-4096 (1326 amino acids)
Biological process (GO): lipid transport
Molecular function (GO): lipid carrier activity
Source: RefSeq, a predicted model, not a curated record